AGAGCAAAAGAGGUUGAAGCACUUUCUGCAGGCUCGGUUUCGGACAUGUUUUUCGGAGGCCGAUCGCCCUGAACUCGCUCCGCUUCGUCACACACCGACUCUCCGGCUUCGGAUCCGCCCGGACAGCGGUGCCUCGGAGCACGAGAACCGCGGUCGGCUGGGGAACCCGAAGCCCAGAACCACCACACUAUUAGCUUUACAUAUUUACGCCAGACGCCAUGAAGUGGCACCGUGCUUUGCUGUUUCUGCGCCUUUUGGCGACAUUUGCUGCAAACAGGCUUUAUGCACACGAAACGGCACCGGAUAAUGCACCAGUGACGAACAUGCCCAUCAGCGGCAGCUCGAUCGUCACCUUGAAUGCGACUACGGUCCGGCUGCGCUGGAGAGCCGCCGAUCCCCUGCUCGCCGGCCUGCUGGUGCAGCUCCACACCCUGGCCGAGACCGUCACCGUCUCCACCUCCCCGACGUUCCCACCGGACUCGUCCUACAGCGGGACCAGCGCCGGCCUCUGGGUGGCGCUGUCGCCUUUUGACAUUCACGUCAACGUGUACGCGCGCGCCAGCGGCGUGACUAACGCCAGCGUCUCGGCCACGGGAUACACUGGGGAAGAUCCGGUCCCAGGAGCAUGCAAUUUGGAAUUCCGGAUGGAGAACGAUCCCAAUGUGCACCUGAGGUUCUCCGAGUUCGAGACGGUGAUGGAAUUCGCGCCGGCCAACGUCGGCGUGGCCAGGGGUGAGGACCCUUUGUCCUGUGAUGCUGGGCAGGGUUCCCGUUCCAGGUGGCAGCUAACCUAUGAGGUCUACCAGUACUUCUUGCCUGAAGGUGACCUCAGCGAAGGGGCCCUGUUUGACGGGCUGAAGGUGGUGGAUUCUGUGGAAGCGGUCAGACGGCACGGGAGUAAGAUGUCUUCACUGAGCUCAUCCUCGAAGACGAAGCUGUUUGGGCAUGCUUUCCCCGGCCUUGGCGUCAUCCAUGUGGUGGUGGUCUCAGAUCCCAGCUUUAACACCUCUUCCCUCUAUGUCCCAGCUGUUACUUACAGCUGCAAUUUCAGCUCUGUGGUGCCACCUACCUGUCACACUCAAGGAGAGAUCUUCUCGCUGGUGUUCCUCACCCUUCUGGGGACCUAUGGCCUGUUUGUCUGCUUCACUGGGCACCGCUUCCUGGAGGCAGAGUACUUCUUCUUCGGGUUCCUGAUUUCCAGUUUCCUGUGUAUCCUGCUGAUGGGCCGGUAUUCUGCACAAAGCAUUCAGUUGUGCGUGCUGUACAGCGCUGUCGCCGGCUGGUGGGGGGGCUUUCUUUGUGCCCUGUGCAGGUGGCGCUUCGGCAUACCCCUGCUCCUCACCUCCCUAGCAGGCCUGGUCUUGGGGACCCUGCUGGCGGCGGUCGUCAUGGUUACCCCCGUCGUGAACACGGAGCCCCUGCGGAAUGACCUGCUGUACUGGGUGUGUGUGGCUACUGGGGCACUGGUACUGCCUGUGCUCAUGCUGUCCUGCACCAGAGCCCUCAACAUGGCUGCCAGUGCCAUAGUUGGGUCCUACGUGGCAGUUGUGGCCCUCGGGCUCUACCUGCAUGCAGCGCUGCCCCAUGUCAUCUCCAGCGCGCUCCUGAGGCGGGCUGUCAGCCCCUCCUACCGCCAGGCCCUCCUCGUGCUGCCCUUCCAGAUCCUCGAUGGCCUGCUGAUUGUCCUCUGGGGGGCGCUAAUGGUAUGCGGGUUGCUUUCCCAAUGGCGGCUCACUAGAGACAGACCGCACUUCCCUCAGUGUCCCUACCAGGAAAGAAGGCAGCACUGCGGCCAGCCCCGGCCCGUGGAUGAGAGGAGCCCACUCUUGUUUGAUGGGCAGGACUUUGGGUCUCAGUGAGGCUGCGCUGUCGUGAAUCCGUCCCCAUCUGGCCGAGAGAGCAGCUGAAAGUGUCACAUCCGCAAAGCGCCCCAACAAGUGCCUUCGUCUCGUCACGCCUUUUAGGGACGAGCUUGUCUCAUUUGGAUAUAGGCUUUUCAGACGAUCCUGUGAUUUCUGUGACCUUUCGGCAAACCACGGAAGCACGGGUCGUAAAGUCCGCUUGUUAUGGUGAAAAGGGAAAAGCCCGUUUCACAGAUUCGUGCCACGAUUGUAAAUCGUCUGUUUUUAAGGGAAUCCUAACCGGUAUAAUCUCCUACCCUGAUGUAUUGUCAGCCCCUUCCGUCCGGGUUCGACACUGAGAGAGUGACUCGGGGUGGCGGGGAAUGAAACAGUGACGAGAGCCUUCUACUGCAAGGGACACGUCGGGUGACAGACACAGGAGCAGCUCUGAGCUGUUUUUAAUCGUCAGAUCUUUUAUUAAUAAGCUCAGCUAUGAAUAGUCUGUAGGAGCCAUAAAUCCUCCUUUAGCUGUCUUUGUCCAGAGUGAUGCUUUUCUCUGCUGGUAGAAUUGGCCUGACGGGGGCGCUGCAUUGUGUUUGAGCUGCUCUCCACAUACUACUGCACUCGCACAGUGCCGUUGGGUACAGUUACAGUGCCUUGAUCUGCCAGUGCUGUGGUUCUUAGGAUGUGGGUCCAAGAAGCCAGCCUCACUUUGGCUGUGAUCCCAUGCACUUCAGGUGUGGGGGUGUCCUCGCUUUGGCUGUGAUCCCAUGCACUUCAGGUGUGGGGGUGUCCUCGCUUUGGCUGUGAUCCCAUGCACCUUGGGUGUGGGGGUGUCGUGUUUAUUCGGGAUCUGUUAAGAUUUUUAAUCACUGCUGCAUAUUGUACCUUUGAUAAAGGCCCUUUGUACUGUGACUUAUGAUGGUAGGUAGUUGGUUCUCUUCUUGAGUAUGUUAUGUAUGAGUAUCAAGUGAUGCGAUAAAGUUGGAUGUUCACGCAGUGUUAAUGUUCCACAUGUGAAAUUAUUUGUAAUUCGUUAAUUAAAAUUCCAUAUUGUAAAUCUGA
Molecule: messenger RNA, 2906 nt
Organism: Paramormyrops kingsleyae
Lineage: Eukaryota; Metazoa; Chordata; Actinopteri; Osteoglossiformes; Mormyridae
Product: transmembrane 7 superfamily member 3-like
Biological process (GO): negative regulation of programmed cell death
Cellular component (GO): plasma membrane
Source: RefSeq, a predicted model, not a curated record